This is a messenger RNA of Cynoglossus semilaevis (tongue sole), 3582 nucleotides long. It is a transcript of the gene etnk2, whose product is annotated as ethanolamine kinase 2. Gene Ontology annotation, molecular function: ethanolamine kinase activity. The transcript has 9 exons. Bases 397 to 1530 code for a protein of 377 amino acids. NCBI's taxonomy places the organism in Eukaryota, Metazoa, Chordata, Actinopteri, Pleuronectiformes, Cynoglossidae. Gene Ontology annotation, biological process: phosphatidylethanolamine biosynthetic process. Gene Ontology annotation, cellular component: cytoplasm. The record is from RefSeq and is a predicted model, not a curated record.
UUCUAAGCUAACCAGCUUGUUACAAGCUCCUUUUCAUUAAGCUCUACACAGGUGUCGCCCGUCCACGUCUGGAGAAAAGUGGGCGUGUUCAACUAUGGUGGGUGCGUUUCCACCUCGCUGUACAAUCGGAUGAUCCUGGGUGGGCGGAGCCAAAUAUGAGGAAACGCUGCUCUAACUGAGCCCGGAGAAAACCGGCUGCGAGCAUCUUCUGUGGAUACGGUCGUCAUUCAUCCUCCACAUCACAACACGGUCCUCCGAGCUAAGGGUUCACUCUCCAUUGUAAAGAAGAGAUAAAUCGAACCGCUAUCAUCAGGCCUCUUCCUACGGCACAUUUGUAUGCUGUAGUGUUUGUGAAGGGCUUAGAGAUUAAGUUGUCAGAUAAACGGCUGCGUCAGGAUGGAGACGCAGAUACAUGUGCCCGUUGGCUCGCCCCUCAUUCAAAAAAUCCCCAUUUUUGUUGACGAACACAAUGUAACAGAGGGAGCGAUGAAACUCAUCAAAGAACUGAGACCGACGUGGGACCCCAGCAAUGUCCGCAUCAAGCUCUUCACAGAUGGGACUACCAACAAGCUAGUGGGCUGCUACGUGGAGGAAAGUCCCGAGGACGUUGUGCUGGUGCGAGUGUACGGCAACAAAACGGAGCUGAUUGUAGACCGAGACAAUGAGCUCAAAAGUUUUCAGGUGCUACAUGCUAACGGCUGUGCCCCCCGCCUCUACUGCACCUUUCUGAACGGCAUCUGCUAUGAGUUCAUGCAGGGGGAUGCUCUUGGGACGCAGGAUGUCAGGGAUCCUGCACUGCUCAGGUGUGAACAUGUCGGGGGCGCCUGUGAGCCCGGGGCCAAUGUUGAUGAAAAACUGAUAGCCAGGGAGAUGGCUCGUAUCCACGCCAUCCAUGCGCACAACGGCUGUAUUCCCAAACCCAACCUGUGGAUCAAGAUGAGGAAGUACUUCUCUCUUGUGGCCACAGAGUUUACUGAGGAGGCCUCUAACAUCAGGAUCCAGCAGGAGGUCCCCAGCAAGGCAGUGCUGGAGCAGGAGAUGGUGUGGAUGAAGGAGCAUCUGUCCACACUGGGCUCUCCAGUGGUGCUCUGCCACAACGACCUGCUCUGCAAAAACAUCAUCUACAACAACAAAGAGGGUCAUGUUCGGUUCAUUGACUAUGAAUACUCCAGCUACAACUACCAGGCCUUUGACAUCGGAAACCACUUCAAUGAAUUUGCAGGUAUGGCUGAGCCGGACUAUGGGCUGUAUCCAAAUCAGGAGAUGCAAAUGGAGUGGCUGAAGAUUUACCUGCAGGCGUACAAACUCUUCACCAAGAACACAGAGGAGGUCAGCGAGAGGGAGCUGGAAACUCUCUACGUACAGGUCAACAAGUUCGCUUUGGCUUCUCACUUUUUCUGGGGCUUCUGGGCUCUCAUUCAGGCGAAAUACUCCUCCAUCGAUUUUGACUUUCUUGGGUACGCUGUUCUUCGUUUCAACCAAUACUUUAAGACCAAACCUGCAGUGAUGGCCAUGCAGGUCCCAGAAUGAAAGGAGAGCGACGGCAACAUGGUCAAGAGAAGAAGACAGACAGGACGAUGUAUCGGGUUGUUUCCUUUCACACUUCUUCUGCAUGGUGGGAACUCUUAGAUCUACCUGGAAUCCUUCUCUGCAACCAGCACCUGUUCUCUCCUAUACUUCCUCUACACAUCUGCUUCAUGUCACAAGUGAUACGAGUUUCCUCGAGUCGUUCAUGUGUGAGCGAGUGUAUGCCUGUAUUUAUUAUUAAUUAAUCUGAAUAACUCUGACUCCAUACUUUCUAGGUAAAGAUCACUGACUAAAACACUAUUGUCAGACUACCUUCUAACAGUAGUCAUAUUUCUGUUUCCUUUACAGUUGACAGUUUUUGUUGUAAUUCGUCAGCUACAGGCUCUUGUUUUAUUGUUAUAUCCUAACUUUCUUGGCGCUGAGUGCCAUUUUGCACUGUAUUCCCAGGAACGACGUCGCCACACGUCACAGUAUGAGUGGAUGCAGCCUGUCUCUACGUCUGUUCAUCUAUUUCCAGCUGCUGCUUCUAAAAUGUGAGCUCUACUGUAGUAAGUGCUUUUGGACUUUUUCCCUGAAGGAGCAGACGCCAAGUCUGUGGAGCACAUAAUGGGAAAAAUCCAUUUUAAAACCAACCAAAUGUUCAAUCACCACUACAUACAGUAGACCCUCGGCCCUCGAAGACAAUUCAUUCCAGAAGGUUGUUCAAGAAUUAGUUUGAGAUCCGAAACUGUUUUUCCCAUUGGAAAUAAUGUCAAUAAUUUUUAUCUGUUUCAAGACCCCAAUAAGUCAAUAAGAAUUCAACUAAAAUCAAUAUUCAGUUAUUUGUGGUCUUUGCUUAGACACUUUAGACACACAGUUUCUUUGAUAGCAUCUUUGUUUUCAAUUAUGGUAAUAAUGGUCGAUUUGACCAUACCAUAUCAUUGGCCUGAUCAGUCACUCGUUACCCUCAUAAAUCAAACCUUCAUGCCAUCCAUCCAUCCGCUUAUCCAUUACUGGGUCGCGGGGACAGCAGUCUCCACGGCCGCCACCCAAAUCACACCGCAACGUACCAGCCCCUCGUGAACCUUCCUGCGGGGAGUGAGUCCACUGGAGGGCGCCAACCGCCCUAACCAGGGUUCGAUCUUGCCCGGGAGGUGAACCCUGGGGUUCCACACCAAUGACAGAGACAUUGCCUCUGGGCCAAAGUGCCACCAAACCUUCAUGCUUUGUGAUUAAUUCUUACUUCUUACUUAAAUCUGUUGUUUUCUGUACUACUUUCCUCUUCUCAGUGCCAGUAGAGGUAGUGAGGUGCACUUGCCGACUUUGGAGCCAUUAUAAGGGGCUUGUAGUGUACAGAAUAAAGAGAAACUGUGAAGCACAGCAAGGCGACAACAAACAGGUUGGUCGAGGUCCAAAUGUGGUUCGACCUUCGAGGCUAAAAUUUUUAUUGAACUGUUUGGGUGAAGUCCGAAUUAUACGAGGUCCAAGGGUCCACUGUAUAUCAGUCAGUCUUCUUUCCCAGUCAUAGAGAUACUUAUCAACUGUUGACAAAUGAAAAAAGGAGUGUCUGAGGUCACAGACAAACAUCAACAGAAGCUGAUGUUUGUCUUUGACCUCAAUAUUUCUGUCUGUGUGACUGUGACCAUGACUUAGUUCAUAGAACGUCUCCAAAAGGUCAGUGAAGUGAGAAGAUUUACGUGAUUUAAUAUGCAGUAACUUUGACCCAAUGUUUGUGAUUCAGUUUUAACUGAGCUUUAAAUAAUGUAUUAAGUUAAUUUAAAACAGAAAUUCAUUCCACUGCUCCUUUUAUUUAUUGACUUAAUGACCUGUUAAGAUUCACUCAGAGAACUGUUACAGCCCACAUGACAAGAAGUCACUGAUCUGACAUUUGUCACAAUGAAAUGAAGUAAUUCCUCAUUCAUACCCUAGGAGGCACUACUGAUUGUACUCUGUGAAGAUAAAGGGGAGUUGUAAAAAAUAUUUUAGUGACGUCACUUGAAUCAACUGUGUGGGCUGUGAAAAUACAAAGUUUUAAAAUAAAAAUUAAAAAAUCUACAGGAGAGAAUUUGGAUCCAU